Messenger RNA from Cyprinus carpio (common carp), 583 nucleotides. Its product is annotated as ghrelin-like. Gene Ontology annotation, cellular component: extracellular region. The record is from RefSeq and is a predicted model, not a curated record. Gene Ontology annotation, molecular function: growth hormone-releasing hormone activity. NCBI's taxonomy places the organism in Eukaryota, Metazoa, Chordata, Actinopteri, Cypriniformes, Cyprinidae.
UGCAGACCUAAAGAAGCAGUUUGAUCAUUACAGAAGGUGGGGUUGACUUUUUUUUUUUACUAUUUCUGUGCACUCUGCAUAUAGCAGGUUAAAUACUUUUUAAGUGCAGCCAUUAAGGGUGUUGUCAUAAAACUAACUUCCCAGGAUGCCGCUGCGUUGUUGUGCCAGCAACAUGUUUCUGCUCUUAUGUGCUCUUUGCUUGUGUGUCGAGUCUGUAAGAGGCGGCACCAGCUUCCUCAGUCCUGCUCAGAAACCACAGGGUCGAAGGCCAUCACACGUGGGCAGAAGAGAUGCUGCAGAGCCAGAGAUCCCAGUGAUUAAAGAGGAUGAUCAGUUUAUGGUGAGUGCUCCAUUCCAACUGUCUGUGUCUCUGAGUGAAGCGGAGUAUGAGAAAUACAAACCUGUGCUACAGAAGGUUCUGGUGAAUCUUCUUAGUGAUUUCCCACUUGAAUUCUGAAGAGCUUCCAGUUCUACAAGAUUCAACUCCUUAAAAACCAAUAAAAAUGUUUGUAAAUUAAAAAUUACAUUACAUAAUUUUCCAACACCAAGAUUUGACAAAAAUAAAGGAUGACAAAAGAAAGAA